GGCCGGCUGUCUUGGGUUCGCUGGCCUGGGUGAGCGAGCGCUGAGCAUCGAGCCGCAGUGUGAGCGAGACCAUGGUGCAGGUGGGAUAUGCGACACCGCGCCUCUGGCAGUGACUCCAGCGUGGCAUUUAAAUCUCCCUACAUCUCCGGCAGCAUGAGUGAUAAUAAAGGAGAGGGAAUUAGUGAGAUAGACAGCCACAUCAGUAGGAAAUAUGAAAUACGACGCAGGAUUGGCAAGGGCGCGUACGGUAUUGUGUGGAAGGCGAUCGACAGGCGGACAGGAGACGUGGUGGCCGUGAAGAAGAUAUUUGAUGCCUUCAGGAACGAGACGGACGCGCAGAGAACCUUUCGUGAGAUCGUGUUUCUGCUGGAGUUCUCUUCGCAUCCCAACAUCAUCAGGCUUCUCAAUGUUCUCCGCGCCGAUAACAACAAAGACAUCUACCUCGUGUUUCAGUUCAUGGAGACGGACCUGCACAACGUGAUCAAGAAAGGCAACGUCCUUGAGGACAUCCACAGGCGGUAUAUCAUGUACCAGCUGUUCAGGGCGGCCCGGUACCUCCACUCCGGCUCCGUCAUUCAUCGAGACCUCAAGCCAUCCAACUUGCUGGUGGAUAGCGACUGCCGAGUGAAGGUGGCGGACUUUGGCCUGGCUCGCUCUGUGGAACCGUGCGCCCAUGUGGAGCCUCAGGGGGACCCGACCCUCACCAACUACGUGGCCACCAGAUGGUAUCGCGCCCCAGAGAUACUUCUGAACUCAAAGAGGUACACGCUGGGGGUGGACAUGUGGAGUCUCGGCUGCAUCCUUGGGGAGAUGUUACUGGGCAAGCCAAUGUUCCCUGGGUCCUCCACCAUUGACCAGAUAGAGAGGAUCAUGGCAGUCAUCCCUCCCCCAAACAGAGACGACCUCCACCAAGUGUCCUCUCAGUAUGCCUCCUCGCUGCUCAACAAGCCCCACAGCACCAGGACGCCCAAGACACUGAGGGACCUGCUGGUGGGUGCUCCUCCUGAUGCCAUUGACCUCCUGGAGAAGCUGAUGGUGUUCAACCCUGACAAGCGACUCACAGCUGAACAAGCACUGAGGCAUCCCUAUGUAGCCAGGUUCCACAACGCGGCCAACGAGCCGUGCCUGGCGAGGGCAGUGGUGCCAUGCCUGCGGGAUGACGUGCAGCUCAGUGUUGACAUCUACCGCAACAAGCUGUAUGAACUCAUCGCCUCACGCAAGACUCGCCUCCGCACCUCCACCAGCGGCGAGCGUCUGGUAGAAAGUGGUGGCACAAGAGGCACAACGCACAGCACCUCCAGCCAGGGCAGGCGGGCAAGCCAGGCGUCCACCCAACCCAGCACAGGCCCGGCAAAUGGCAACACCAACAACAACAACAGUAGCAGUCAGUCUGGCCAGCCCAUCAAGGUGAAGGUGGUAUCCAGGAAGGUGGAGCGGCCAGCAGUGGUCAGGGUGGAGGAAGGCAGCCGACGAUCCUCCAAGGACAGUGACAAGUCCUCUGCCAAGUCCAGCAGCAGCUCUAGUCCAGGAAGCAGUGGCCGCCACAAGUCCAUAUCACCACCGCUGUCCCGCCCCGACCACCACCAGCAUGCCCAGCGACCCCAUCACCACUCAGAGGCGCACAGCAACCUGGGACAGCGCCAUCGUAGCCUGGAGGGGUUCAGCAAUGCAGGGAUGGGGCCGGUGGCACGGUCCGGUGGUGUGACGGUAACUCUGGCAACGGGUGGGGGAGGCACAAGCUCAGGUGAGAAGCGCGGACCAUUCGCUCGCUCUGUGUCUCUCACCUUCCCUGCUGCUAGCGAGGGGUCACCCACCAAGGUUGUCACUAGUUAUAACAGACAAACAGCGAUACAGAAGACAAGUCCCAAUAAAAAGUCUCCCCAGGCAGCGUCCCCAGUGAGCGGGGGGCAGAGAGGGGGAGGCACCAUCACCACUAGCAUUGGUGUGGGGGGGUACACUCGCUCCCCCACCAAGUACCCCUCCAGCACCAACACCUCCAGCACCCCCUAUACCAACAAGGCUGCCUCGCACCCUCUCUUUGCCACCUACUCCCAGCACGCCACAAUCUCAUCCACAGCCUACAGGGAACUGCGGCAAGGUGUCAAGUGAUCAGAGGCGGUGUGAGGUGUCUCUUGUUCCGCUGCCUUAUACUCAUACUGUCUCCUCAUUGUUUCAUAUAUCCAUGUCUUGUCUCCCAGUGUCUCAUGUUCAUCCUCCUCACUUUGCUUUUCCUUGUGCUCAGUUUUGUUUUCUUUCCUUUUAAUUUCUUGUUCUUAUCCAUCUUCUUGUUUCCCAGUGCUGUCUUUUUCUUCUGUUUUGUUUCGUUCUCUUUUCCUUUCUUUUAAUUUCUCGUCCUUAUCCAUCCUCUUGUCUCCCAGUGUUGCAUCUUGACCUUCUCACUUUUUUUCUUCUUCUGCUGUUUUGUUUUAUGUUUUCUUAUCCCUGUCUUCCUCCUCUCUCACACACAUUCCUAAUCGAGGCAUUUUUUUCAUUUCAUAUAGCUCCUUGUAAGUGUCCUAAACACACACACACACACACACACACACACACACACACACACACACACACACACACACACACACAGAAACACAGUUCUAAGAUGCACCUGUAAUCUUAACUACUAGUAUUAGCAUUUGUACAGUCAGUUCUCUACUUUAUAUACUCAAGGAGUGUAAAGGUGCAACUCAUAGCAGCCCAGGAGAUGCACUUGCCUCCCUCUCUCUCAGGCAUCCUCAGCCAUCCACUUCUCACCACACAUAGCUCAGUGCAUUACCUACUUGCAGCUUGAUACUGAUUAUGUCUAUACUUGUAAAUACUUACUUAUGUAUACUAGUAGAUUUUUGUAAUAAGAGAGCUGGUCCACUCACUCCAUUCCUCGUUUGUACAAUGUUCUUAGUUCUGUAGUGAGAGGAUGAAGGGAUGAUGAAGAAAUGAUGCAAGGGUUUUUUUUUUCCUGUGCCAUAGAAGAAGACAUCCACAUUAGUGAUAAUUUAUUUCUCAGCUAGUCCACUUGUCAGCACCAUUGUAGCAUUCAUAAUUACUAUUGUUAUUAUUAUCAUUAUUAUUAUCAUUUUAUUGUUAUCAUUAUUUUUCUAUUUUGUAGAGGGUCAAGUUUGUCAUUCUGAUGCACCAUACAUUCCAUCCCCCCCACCCCACCACACACACACACACACACACACACACACACACACACACACAGUUAGGUGAAGUGGUCAGACGCACAUUGCAUUACAAGACUCCUUAUCAGGGCUUAAUUUUAAACACUGUUGCUGGGAUACAGGUAGUGAAACACUCCCAUGAGGCCUCCAACAGUGUAUAUUUUUCUAAAUACUUACCUGCUACUCUCCAUACACAAGUCUGUAGUGUAGUGCAAAGUUGUGAUAUCAUGCAUUUCUUAUAUUGAUCUGUCUAGAAUUGUGUGCCCCAGUUGUGUAUGUGAUAGAUCUGCCUGUCUCAGUGGCAUCACUUGGCACCAUCAGGCUCUGUUCACACUGGACAGGUUCAGACAUGCAUUAACAAGGACAGUGACAUAGUAUGGAGGGCAUUCACACUCCACCACUGAGGAGAAUCUGUAGUAAUAUGUGUACACCCCCCGACACACUGCCUUUGUCUUUACUAAUGGUAGUUGUGUCUCUCUCUACAACACUCCGUCACCUGACUCAGCGCUGCCAUCCGUCAGCACACAGGGGAAGUGAACACAAUCAUUGACAUUCACUAGUUGAUAACUAAACAGUCAUAUUGCCUCAGUCACCAGAAUAUUUUUUGUUUACAUGUUUCAAAUGGUAUAUUUUCCCUCAUGUAUUGUUCAUCAAAUUGUAAUGCAUUCUGUCAGAGAAUGAAACACUUUGCUGCUAAAAAUGUUCUUAAGAAUCAUUAUAUGUACAUUUUGACAGGUAUUUCAGGAAAACAUGUAAAUAUGUAACAAGUUAUUUUAAUAAGUGAUGACUGGUGUAGAAUGCAAUGAGUGGGUUUGUGUGACUUGGUGAUCAGAGGCAAGGAAUACCAGCCUAUCUGCCAUCCAUCCAUCCAUCCAUCCAUCCAUCCUGCCAUCCAUCCAUCUGUCCAUGAGAGCUAAGAGUUGGGUGUUCCUCAUACUCCAUUACCUAUUUUAAUGUUGCCCCCUUCCAUGCACACUCAAGAAUGUUUCAUUGAUUCCAUUUUUUUUUUGCUGGAAAGACAUAAUUUUAGCCUCAAUACUUCAAUGGAAAACAGUCACUGUAUGUGUUAUUCUCUUGUAAAUCUUGACAUGUUCAUGUGUCAAAUUAUCAAUUUACUAUUAGGUAUAUUUUAUCCAUAAUUUUAAGAGGCAUUAAAAUUUAUCCUCCAGUGUGGCAUCUGAUAGACAUGUGGAUCAGGAAAAGACAGUUAUUGAGUAGCCUGGUAAGGAUUAAUAACACAAUGCAGUACAUUACACAUAUUAUGUGCCUUUGCCAAUAGAAGCCUUAACAGACCACAUCCCUCCAUCAGCCCUGGCCAGGCCUCCUUGCCAGUCACUCUGAUAAUGUGCAGAUUUCAUUAGGUUUCCAUAGUUGUUACAGGAUGAGGAGGCAAGAAGCAGGAUGUUGUAAUCAAAACAGAUAUGUCACUGAUCUCUUUUUAUUAUUUUUGUGAAACAGCGCUGCAUUAUGAUGCCAUUGUUGUGGUGCCUUAAGUCAAUCAGCCUGUUGUCAGCCACAGCAGUGCCAUACAAUCUCUGUGUUGUGGUGCCUUAAUUCAAUCAAUCAGCGUGUUGUCAGCCACAACAGUGCCAUAUGACCCCUUUGUUGUGGUGCCUUACGUCAAUCAGUGUGUCAUUUGUUCCACAGUGUCAUGGAGCGUCCCAGCACAGGUACAGCUGCUGCAUAACAUCCCGUGUAUGAGUGCUUAGUUGCUUCACAGAGAUGGGAUGCUAAGAGAUAACUUUAUUAAUGCAGCACCAUCCACCAGCUUCACCAGUUCAUAAAAGUUAAUGUCAAGAGAAUUCAACACAUUUUUUAAGUCACUGUAUACAAACAAAGGAUGAUGACCCUCGCCACUUCACAAAAGUUUAUAUCAAAGGAAGCCACUUGAAGCCUUGGAGAGUAGCUUGUGCUCUCUGCCAUUGUGAAGGCACAGCCAGGCACAACUCUCAGGCCUUUCUUCUUAUUCCACAUUAAUGUUUUGUUGGAGUGGAAGUGUGGGAGGAAAACAAUGUGUAUGUGUGUAUCAGUAACUGAGUGAUGUUGUGUCAGGAAUUAGAAUCUCUGUGAAAGGAAGAGGACAAGUCUGGAGUCAUUCCAUGUUAGUUUUUUCAUUUAUUUAUCUUAUAUGUUUGUCUUUUUGUACGUGUGAAGGAAACUGGCACAAGGAAAUGAAAGAGAAAAGAAGAAAAGCUCACUCACUUGCCAUGACCCGUAAAACAAGUAUGUUGGCUUAUUUAGUCACACAGGUGUCUUGAUGUUCCUUUUUAUUAAACAGUUCAAGUUGUUGGAUGUAGAAAAAAACAGAAACAGGCACAGAGUUCAGAGUUUGCCAGUGAGUUCCAGAGUUUAACAGUUUACAAUGGCUUGGUCUUUGUAGCAAGUGAUUAAGAGUGGGAAGGAAAGUCAUGAUAUUUGUGUACCAAUGGCUUGACACAGUAAACCCUUGAUGUAGUCAAUAUCAGAUAUAAUGAACCCUUUAAGCGUUUGAAACAAGCCUCGCAUUUAAUGAACUCCAGGUCACCAUAAGCUGCUGGAGUUUACCAAGUGUGUACCAGGAAGUGGCUCAAAUCUGAAGAGUGCACCUGCUGCAUGAGACUGCUACAACCACCUACAGAAUUUCAAGGAUUAUUAUUCACAGGUACAGACACAAUUAAUUAUUCCCUUGAAGAAUAUUGCUUGUACAGCCAUUGUGCAAUAUAACACACCACUCAUUUGUAUUACCAUGCUGAACUGUACUGUAUUGCCUAAUGACGCCUUAUAUAGUGACUUGGGUUUGCUGAAAAAAGGUCUCACUGUAAGAACUUUUGAAUGUAGCAACCAAACCGUUUGUUAUAUCGAGGGUUUACUGUGAUACAAGAGUCUGUAUAGGAAAAGGAGACAAGGGAUUUAAAGGAAGGUGUUUUUGACAUGCAUUUUUGGUCUGGUUUGGUUAGAAUGAUCAGUCCUGAUUUGGUGCAUGACAGAAGGUCUUUCAUAUAGUUCUUAAGGCCCUGCUUGGGGGUGGGAGGGAAGGUAGUACUUAGGUAAGUAGGUAGGUGUGCCAUACAACGCUAAUGGCUGACUUUUGCACUUUAGCUGUGAUAUAUGAGUGUAUGUAUGUUUGCAUAUUAUGAUUUUCUAAUUACUAUUAUAUUAUUAUUUUUAUUAUUUUUAUUACUACUGCAACUAUUACUGUACUACUACUACUACUACUAUUACUACUACUACUACUACUACUACUACUACUACUACUACUACCACUACUACUACUACUACUACUACUGUAUUUACAAUUAUUUUUAUUUUUGUAUUUGUUUCCCUACAGUGUCAGAGUCCAGCAUGUAGAGCUCUGAGCAAGAAGUGUUACUUAACAUGCAGUGUUUGUGCAAUGGUACUGAUCUCAAGCUUCUAUGCCAAUUCCGUUGGUGUGCAGGUCAUGUAACAUAAUAAUUUGUUGCGGUAUAAGUGAAGUACUACGUAACUUUUGACUCUAUUGCCGUGUUCAUGCACAUUAUUGUCUAUCCAGUAUUUAUUCCGAUCUCAGAAGAGUUUCCUUGUGUGAUCCAAGACAUAUCCUGAAUAAACAUAAACAAACUACUGGUAUAGAUUCAUUAUCCAUCUAGCUUUGGUUGAGGUAGUUCAUGCAUCUCAAUCAACUGCAUGGUUCCAUCCAAUGUCUGAUUUCAACAAGGUUUUCCUUAACACAAAGGAAGCAUGUGAGUAAAUAGAAGUUUGUUAUGUAAAUUGUUAGAUGGUAUGUUUGUGGUGGUGGUUAAAAUAAUAUCAUGUAUGAGAACGCACUUGUCAUGUGCCAUUGAGGGGAAAGAGACAAUGUGAGCUGGACACAGUUGAGUGACCCUGCAUGUGGAGAACUUAGACAUGAAGCUUAUAAGUGAGGAAAGCCAGGUUUGGUCAUUAAUGCAGAGGCUGUUGAUGAGGAAGGAACUUAAUAAAAGGAGACAAUGGCAAGGGAACAAAAGUGAUAGACAAGACCAGUUCCCUCUAUAAGUUAGAUCCCUUCAUUGACAAAAAUGGUAUCAUGAGAGUAGGAGGAAGAUUGAGGCUUUCUAAUCUGACAGAUGAAUCCAAACAUCCAGUCAUCCUCCCCAAAACAUCACACAUAACCCAGCUGACAAUAUGCCACCAUCACAAAAGGACAAAUCAUCAAGGCAGGGGCAUAACUUUAAAUGAAAUCAGGUCAUGUGGAUACUGGAUAGUAGGAGGAUCAUCCCUAGUAUCAAGGCACAUUUCAGAGCGCAUUAUCUGUCGUAAAGUUAGGAGUACAACACAGGGACAGAAGAUGGCAGACCUGCCUAUUGACAGACUAGAACCAUCACCUCCUUUUACAUACCCAGCAGUAGAUUUCUUUGGCCCUUUCUAUGUCAAAGAAGGGCGUAAAGAGCUUAAAAGAUAUGGAGUGCUCUUUACUUGCAUGUCAUGUAGAGCUGUGCACAUAGAGACAGCCAACAGCAUGGAUACAAGUUCCUUCCUAAGUGCACAUCGUCGCUUUGUAGGAAGAAGAGGGCCUGUAAGACAGUUGAGAUGUGACCAAGGAACUAAAUUUGUAGGAGCCAAAUCAGAGUAUGCUUUUUAUUUUUAUGGAAGACUUAUGUGAAUUGAAAUACGCUCAGUUAUUUGUACAUCAGUGCUUCCCAGACUUCUCCAGCACGUGUUCCCACACAUUGGUAAGCCUUCUAAGCACAUACUAGUUUACAUUGGCGCAGAUAUAUUAAAAAGAUUAAUCACAAAAGACUAAUUAAAAACAUAUAUUCAGUACAUGCAGGUAAGCUCUCCUUGACACACAGAGAAAGGCUGGUAAUUCUCUGUUGAUUAUUAGCUACAGUAUGAGAGCCUCUGUUAUACAUCGAUAUCUCUGUGAAGUAUUGUUGUUUUUUUUUUUUUACGUAAAAUGGUAAAUACUUAAUAAUGAUAAGCUAAGAUAUAACACAGUAUUAAGCCAAGCCUUCAAUUCACACAAGCUUUUCAAUGAUUUCACAUUACGCUACACAAGGGACGAGACAUUGCAGUGUAAGUCCCGCCAGGACCAGUUUGAAUUUGGCGCUUCAAUCAGUAACGUCUAGAUACUUUGACAUUUACAGUUAUAAUGGCCUGAGAUUUAUUUUUACACGCUUAUAAUUCUUUAUAUUUAAUUUUCUAUUAGUUUAGUAUAAUAUAAAAGAAGUUGGUGCUUGUUAUUGAAAGCUAAAAGUGUUUGGGUGCGUACUGUGCGGAGCAGGCUGGGAGGGACGACAUAGUACAUAAGACAAGCAAGGCGUUGUGUUCAAAGGGUGAUAUAAACUGCUGCUUUAUUUAAUGUGGGACGACACAGCACCAUACGUCAGACACCAAGACAUUGUGUUCAAAGGGUGCAAUAAACUGCUGCUUUAUUUAAUGUAUUUUCGCAAAACAAGACAGUGACAGGGGCCGUGGCUUCCUGCGUGUGCUGGUUCAAGCUUGGUGCCUGCCGGGAGGUGCCUACAGGGCCACCAAGGCUAAUAUUGAUACAAAUGUAGAGGGACGAAAUAGGGAAGCAGGAAGACCACCACCACCACCACCAUCACCACCAGCAGUGUGGAAGAAAGUUUAGAGCAAUGGCAACCCUCCGAUCCGGCAAGCAGGUUGGCGGCAGCGAUGGCGGUGGCGGCGGCAUUGGUGGUGAGGUGGACGGCAGGGACAGAGGGGCAGUACAGGCUGUGGACAUCAAGGAGAAGAGGAACACACGGACAAGCAAGGUGUUAUUCGGCAGUCUGAUCCUGGACCUGCUCGGCUUGAAGGUGGUGCUGCCCGUGUCUCCUGCUCUCCUCGACUGUUACUCCAAGCACAACACCAGCGGCUUGUAUUCCUCUCAGCUCUCCUGUGUGACUUAUUACCAGCAUAUCAUCGGUUUCGCUGCGAGGUUCCAUUCUGUCUUGUUUGGUAAUUAAGUGGGUUUGUUGUGUUUUGUAUUGGUUUAUAUAUUUUUAGCUUGUUUUUAUUAUUAUUUUUUCAAUUUUUUUAUCCUAUUAUCUAUUUAUUUAUUUUUUGUUUGUUUGUUUGUUUACAGGGUGUGUGUGUGUGUUUGUUUGUGUUCCUGCUGUUCAAUAUUGCAGCUUGUUUUCUUUAUUAUUGUUAUUUUGUGUUUUAUUCUAUUUCAGUGUUCUGAGGGAGUCUUCAGGUGUUUUUGGGGUGUUUUGGGGUGUUUUUGGUGUGUUGUGAAGUGUUUUGAUGUGUUUUGGGGUGGUUAAGGGGUGUUUUGAAGUGUUUUGUGGUGUUGUGGAGGUGUUUUGGGAUUUUUGGUGUGUUUUAAAGUGUUUUGGGAUGUUUUUGGAAUGUUUUGAUGUGUUUUGAGAUGUUUAGGAGUAUUUUUGGAGUAUUUUGGUAUGUUUUUGGAGUGUUUUGAAGGUGUUUUGGUGUGUUUUUGGAGUGUUUUGGGGUAUUUUGGGAUGUUUUGGUGUGUUUUGGGUUAUUUUGAGAGUGUUUUGGUGUGUUUUUGGAGUGUUUCUGGGUGUUUUGGAGUAUUUUGAGGGUGUUUAAAGGUGUUGUGGUAGUUUAAAAUAUAUUGUUAGUUUACUUUUUUUAACUUUUUAUUUUCUUAUGCAUUAUUUUAUUUCUUAUUUAUAUUGUGGUGUGUUGUUGGUGUGUCCUAACCUAACCUAACCAGCCUACCCUCUCCUAACCUCCCCUCAACCCACAGGCACUGAUUGGCGUGACAUUCAGCAUAGGCUUCACCGUCGGGCACACUGUGGGGGCUGCGUUCUCCCGCUGGGGAAGUACUGGGUGGUUCGCGGCCUCGGGUGUCUACGCACGCACUCUCACUGUGGCUAACAUAAUAUUCUUUGCUGUCUUCUUCCAGGAAUCGCUGCCUGAGGGCAGAAGGAGGAGGGACAUCGGUGCCAGUUUGACCGAGGCUUGGGAGGUGAUCAAUCCUAGGGCUCUGUUCUCCGUCAGCUGUGUCAAGGGCCUGGGCAGAGAAGCCUGGAGUUAACGCUGAUCUUCGCGACCCACCACAAGCAUAGUUACGACUCGUUGGCGCAGGACCGCAAGUUUUCCUUCCUGGGCCUGGUCAUGGCAAUUACACAGAGAGGGUUUAUGCGAAGUGUUAAGACUGGAACUGAAAAAGCAACUGCCAAUUAGUGGUUAAUGACGAUGACUCCUGCUUUCAUCCUCAUCGGGGCUAGCAAGACCAACCUGGGGCUGUACUCUGGACUGACGCUGUAUGCCAUAGGUUCCUCUAUGAUGGUGCCCUGCCUCACUGCCCUCGCCUCCUGUCACGGCACGGCCUCUCACAAGGGUACCCUGUUUGGCAUUCGGAGGUCACCAGGGGCUCUUCCAAGGGCGUUCAGACCUGUUGUGACAUCAAUAGGUUUGUUUGUGUUGUUCGAGAGUGUUUAGCUGUGUUUUGUGUGUGUUUUUUGGUGCGUUUUGAGGUGUUUUGGGGGUGUUUUUGGGUGUUUUAAGGGUGUUUUGGGUGUAUUUUUGGGUGUUUUGGGUGUUUUGGUAUGUUUGGCUGUGUUUUUGGUGUGUUUUGAGGUGUUUUGGAUGUGUUUUGGGGUGUUUUUGGGUGUUUUGGGUGUAUUUUUGGGUGUUUUGGUAUGUUUAGCUGUGUUUUUGGUGUGUUUUGGGGUGUUUUGGGUGUAUUUUAGGGUGUUUUGCUGUGUUUUGUGUGUGUUUUUGGUGUGUUUGGGGGGUGUUUUGGGGUGUUUUUGCGUGUGUUUUGUGUGUUUGGAAGUCUGAGGCUGUGUUUUUGGGUGUUUUUGGGUGUUUUGUGUGUAUUUUAGGGUGUUUUGGGUUGUUUAGCUGUGUUUUGUGUGUGUUUUUAGUGUGUUUUGGGGUGUUUUGGAUGUGUUUGUGGGUGUUUUGGGUGUUUUGGUAUGUUUGGCUGUGUUUUGGGUGUGGUUUGGAUGUGUUUGGGUGUGUUUGAGGGUGUUUUGGGGGUGUUUGGAUGUGUAUGGAUAUAUUUAAGGGUGUUUUUGGUGUGUUUGGGGGUGUAGAGGUGUGUUUGGGUUUUCAAGGGUGUUUUCAUGGUUCCAGUGAUAGUCUAAGAGGCUGUAGUGUGCAAACUCUCUUGUCAGGGUGUAAACUCACCUUACCUUAAUAAAAUGUUGAUUAAUA
Scylla paramamosain (green mud crab) is the source of this 11231-nucleotide messenger RNA. RefSeq names its product extracellular signal-regulated kinase 2-like (gene Erk7). Lineage: Eukaryota; Metazoa; Arthropoda; Malacostraca; Decapoda; Portunidae. The transcript has 16 exons. Gene Ontology annotation, cellular component: cytoplasm; nucleus. Bases 88 to 2109 code for a protein of 673 amino acids. Gene Ontology annotation, biological process: protein phosphorylation; intracellular signal transduction. The record is from RefSeq and is a predicted model, not a curated record. Gene Ontology annotation, molecular function: ATP binding; MAP kinase activity.